This is a messenger RNA of Daphnia magna, 1229 nucleotides long. RefSeq lists its product as uncharacterized. The transcript has 3 exons. Gene Ontology annotation, molecular function: protein binding. The coding region runs from base 319 to 987 and encodes 222 amino acids. Lineage: Eukaryota; Metazoa; Arthropoda; Branchiopoda; Diplostraca; Daphniidae. The record is from RefSeq and is a predicted model, not a curated record. Gene Ontology annotation, biological process: regulation of apoptotic process; signal transduction.
UGAAGAAGCAAGGUCCAACAAGUUUGAUGUAAAAAUGUAAACUAUAAAAAAUCUUGCAAGAAGUUGAAGUAUUAAUUCCGUUACGUACUGAAUUGGCAUGAAUUUUUGUAAGUUCUUUUUUUCAACAAAACUUUCUACUGUUGUGCCGUGAUACGCAAAUCCCAGGCCUGGAAACACAAUAAACCAUGCUUUUGUUUACACAACAACUCUAAUCUAGAGCCUAGCGUUUAGUAUAUUGACUCACCGUCGUAGGAUUGCAAAGAAUUUCCUUCCUUCUUGUCAGUUGUGCAUUGUGUCAAACGGAAAGUUUUUUCCAUAAUGGUUUCCAUCCGUGAUAUUAGGAAUCCUUACAGUGUACUAAUUGAAGACGUCGUGAAACUCCAUUUAGCUGCGUUGACAGAAAAAGAGUUGAAAGAUGUUGUAGAACACUUUCGAGACCAAAUCCAAUCAAAUCGCGUGAUUGGCUACAUCAAGGACAUCUAUUCUCUUGUAACAGUGUUGGAAGCUAGGAAUGUCUUGAAUUCUCAGAAUGUGGAUGCUCUGCUGGACAUUUCAAAGAUUAUCAAUCGACCCUUAGCUGCUCAAAGAAUCCAAGAUUACAAAAAACAAAAAGAACUUGUUUUGCAUCCUACUUUACCAAAGAUAGCUCCACCUCCACCACUAUGUAUUGAAUCUGGUCAACAGAUUUCUAGAGAAAAAUUGAUAGAUAAAGUGUUUGCAGAAAUUGCUAAACUUCUUGGUCGGGAUGUCAGCAGUUUUGCAAGGGCUCUUCCCUUCGACUUGAGUGAAAACGAACUGCAAAAUUUGAGGGGCCAAAGCAAGAGUAAUCUGGAAGAAGCUACUCUAAAGGUAUUGAAGCUAUUCAGAGAAAGAAGUCCUAAUAUUGAUCACAUACAGUCUGUAAUGCAAGCAUUGAAUAUCAUAAAACGCGGUGAAAUCAGAAGAAAAAUCGAAUCUAUUCUUUCAGCCAAUGCAAUAUGUUCAUAAGUGUCUUAUCAUAUGAUUAUCUUCAGUCACAUGUCAUGAUUAUGUCUCUCUUGUUUGUCCAAUUUUACCUUUUUAAAAUGUACAUGUAACGAUUUGCUCCCGUCAUUACAUUACAACUGAUAUGUGAUAUGAAGUUGGUAAUUACCAGACAAUGGCUUUACCUAAACAUUCUAAAACGUGCUUCCUCUUGCCCCUAAGAAUGUACGUUCUGAACACAAUAAAACUGAAGUAUAAUUAUCGAA